This is a messenger RNA of Talaromyces proteolyticus, 964 nucleotides long. RefSeq lists its product as uncharacterized. The record is from RefSeq and is a predicted model, not a curated record. NCBI's taxonomy places the organism in Eukaryota, Fungi, Ascomycota, Eurotiomycetes, Eurotiales, Trichocomaceae. The transcript has 3 exons. The coding region runs from base 20 to 964 and encodes 314 amino acids.
CAACGAUAUAUUUACCAUCAUGUCUGCCAACACCGACCUCCCGGAUAACACUAAAGGAUAUACCCAGAAAAGACUAAAUACAGUCCGAAUACACAAAGACAGAGGGCAUUAUGAUUAUGCGACUGUACACUCUAUCACCAACUUAACCCUGGUAUCACAUGUUGCUUUCAACGUCAAGGAUGAAGAAGGGGAUGGAGAAGAUACUCCUAUCAACCUACCCCUGACCUGCGUGUUGGGCAGUUAUAAUCCAGAAAUCGACUAUGAGAACAUCAGCGAUGCACAGCUACACUCUGAACACCAAAAGUCUAUGCGUACCGGCUCAGUUGAAGCUUAUCUACAUGGUAACGCAGGGUCGAUGUUAUACAAAGCAAUCAAGGCAAGUGAACAUCGCAGUGUCAAGGUCUGCAUCACUUCAACAAAGGUGGACGGUGUCGUUCUUGUUCUUACACCUAAUGGCCACUCACUAAACUAUCGCUCGGCUGUCAUUCAUGGAACUGCGUCUAUUGUUCCUCCAGAACAAGUUGCAAAAAGACGCUGGGCAAUGCGGCUUUUGACAAAUCACAUGUCUCCAGGGAGAUGGGAAGCCACAUACCCAGUGGCUGAGUCGGCCAUGAAAUAUGUACAGGUGAUUGAAGUUCAAAUUCGGACUGCUAGUGCGAAGAUUCGAGCUUCAAAUAUCGGCGGUUUUGACCCUGCUGUUGCGUUAGGUCAGUCACCUGGCUGGCAGCAUAAAGAUAUUUGGUCUGGGAUCAUCCCCCUUUAUGAAGUGCUGGGAAGUCCCAUUUCUAGCGGUGUGAUGGGAGCGCAAGGAGAGAGUGAAGAUGCAUUGAAACAGGUAGAAGAUUGGCUUUCUCGCCAGAACGAGGAUUCUAAAAGCUAUGCGGAGGCAGCUGCGGCUGUUUCCUCUGUCGAGAGAGAUCUUAGACAUCAAAUACAGAAAUGGCAAGCAAGUCACAGGCAAUAG